Spinacia oleracea (spinach) is the source of this 1503-nucleotide messenger RNA. RefSeq names its product glucan endo-1,3-beta-D-glucosidase 1-like. The coding region runs from base 1 to 1503 and encodes 500 amino acids. The transcript has a single exon. The record is from RefSeq and is a predicted model, not a curated record. Lineage: Eukaryota; Viridiplantae; Streptophyta; Magnoliopsida; Caryophyllales; Amaranthaceae. Gene Ontology annotation, molecular function: endo-1,3(4)-beta-glucanase activity.
AUGAAAUCUAACAGUGAUCAACCCUCUUUCAUCCACCCAUACCUAAUCAAACUCUCUCCCACCUCCUCACUUUCUCUCUCUUACCCAUCUCUUUCCUCAACUUCCUCUUCUAUCUCUCACUCAUUCUCCCCUGAUUUCACCAUCUCCACUCCUCAACAUUCCCGCCAUUUAAUCUCCUCCUUCAAUGACCUCACUGUAACCGUCGAUUUCUUGUCUUCCGCUUUUCGCUUUGUAUUAGCUAGAGGGUGCCCUUAUGUCACUCUCGAAGUCUCUAGACCUUUACCUCUCUGUUUCUCCACCAAGGUGGUUAUCAAAUCAAUCACCUCUUCGUCGACUCAAACGAAGAACAAGAUCGAGCUCGCAAACAAACAAGUAUGGGUUGUUUACUCGUCUUCUGAACUAACCCUGCAGAAAAAGGAUGACAAUCAUGUCAUUAGCUCGAAACCCUAUUCUGGGGUUGUUAGAAUUUCAAUCAUACCCACCGAGAAUUCGAACAAAGGCGAAGAAGUUCUGGAUUUGUACAGCACUUGUUACCCAACAAAUGGGGAAGCAGUUUUUGCAACCCCGUUUCGGUUGGAUUAUAAAUGGGAGAAGAAAGGGUGGGGAGAUAAUUUGUUAAUGCUAGCACAUCCUUUGCAUCUUAAGCUAAUCUCAGUUUACAAUUCUGGGAUUAAAGUUCUUGAUGAUUUUAGGUAUAAAUCAAUUGAUGGGGAUUUAGUUGCUGUGAUUGGAAACCAAUGGAGUUUGAGGGUUGAUCAUGUUCCAAUUUCGUGGCACUCGAAACGAGGAAUUUCCGAAGAGAAUUACCCGGAAAUUGCGAGUGCAAUUUGGAAAGAUGUUGGUGAACUGUAUUCAAAACCAAUUUCAACAACCCAUUCUUAUCAUUAUGCAAUGCAGAUUUAUAGGGUUGCUAGAUUGGGUUUAAUUGCUGAGGAAAUUAAUUGCAUGGAUGUAAUCCCUGCAAUUAGGGAGUUUUUAAAGGGUAGUAUUGAGCCAUGGUUAGAUGGUAGUUUUGAGAAAAAUGGGUUUCUGUACGAUGAGAAGUGGGGUGGAAUUGUUUGUAAACCGGGUUCGACAGACCCGGGAGCCGAUUAUGGAUUCGGUUUGUUCAAUAACCAUCAUUUUACAUUGGGUUAUUUUGUGUUUUGUAUAGCUGUGUUGGCAAAAUUUGAUCAUGAAUGGGGAAAGAAGUUCAAGGGUCAUGCAUAUGCAAUUGUAGCAUCUUAUAUAAACUUGGGUAAAAAAGCGAAAAAGGAGAAAUCUAAGUAUGCAAAACUUAGAGCAUUUGAUGCUUAUAAGUUACAUUCUUGGACGAAUCUUUUACACGAUGAACAUCCCCGUAAUUCGGAGAAUCCGAGUUCUUCAAUCAAUGCAUAUUACUCAGCUUCCCUUCUGGGUAAUGUGUAUGGUGAUAAUCGUUCGAGAUUGAGGCUGUUAAGACAUGGUGGCAUGUCAAGGAAGGUGGGGUGUAUGAAGGGGAGUUCAGUAAGAAGAAUAAAAUGA